This is a messenger RNA of Vicia villosa (hairy vetch), 917 nucleotides long. Its product is annotated as transcriptional regulator SUPERMAN-like. The record is from RefSeq and is a predicted model, not a curated record. NCBI's taxonomy places the organism in Eukaryota, Viridiplantae, Streptophyta, Magnoliopsida, Fabales, Fabaceae. The transcript is spliced from 2 exons. Bases 245 to 823 code for a protein of 192 amino acids.
UGUAGCUAGAAGCAAAAACCACUUUGACACAGUUUCUUCAUUUAAUUUGCUAAGCAAUAUCCAAAUACAGUAGUGGCAGAUGAAGUACACCUAAUGAGAUCUUCACUUUCACCCUCAAAACACAUCAGAAAAACAAACCUUCAACAUAAAGCUAUUCUUGGAUCAUCACUUUCUCUCUCUCUCUCUGAUCAACUUGUUUGAAAAAGACAAUCUUAUAUAACAUUCAUAAAGCAAAAGCUUCAACAUGGAAGGAAACUAUCUCAACAGAAACACAACAACUACUCAUAGAGAUCAUCAUCAUCAUCAUCACCAUCAUGGAUAUGAGGAGCAUUCAUGGGGAACAUCAUGGCCUGCAAGAAACUAUGCUUGUAGCUUUUGCAAAAGAGAGUUUAGAUCAGCUCAAGCUUUAGGUGGACACAUGAAUGUUCAUAGAAGAGAUAGGGCAAGGUUAAGAUCAUCAUUAAUAUCUUCUUGGGUUAAUUCUGAUCAAUGCCCUAACAACAACAACAACAACAAUAAUAUUACUAAUAAACCUAACCCUAAUGAUGAGAUUUUCACUUCUUCACAUUAUCUCUCUUUAUCUUCUUCCUCUUCCUCUUCACCUUCCUUGCCUCAUACUAGCCAUGAUGACAAGAAACCUAGACUCUCACCUUCUCUAUCUCUCCCUCUUUUGAAUCCUCAAAGAAGUGAAGUCAUGAAAAGCUAUCAAGAUGUGAAAAAACACAAUGUUUUGAUGAAUAAUGAGCAGAACAUUACAUUGGAGUUAGGUAUAGGGUUGUUUAAACACCAUGAAGAGAAGCUAGAUUUGGAGCUUCGACUUUAACUAGUUAUUAUAUAUAUCAAACCAGGUGCAAUUUCAUAUUUGUUCUAAUUUUCUUGCAUUCUAGGACUCUAUAUUAUUAAUUAUUAUUAUGCAA